Necator americanus (New World hookworm) is the source of this 1143-nucleotide messenger RNA. RefSeq lists its product as uncharacterized. The transcript has 12 exons. The coding region runs from base 1 to 1143 and encodes 380 amino acids. Gene Ontology annotation, cellular component: cytoplasm; nucleotide-activated protein kinase complex; nucleus. NCBI's taxonomy places the organism in Eukaryota, Metazoa, Nematoda, Chromadorea, Rhabditida, Ancylostomatidae. The record is from RefSeq and is a predicted model, not a curated record. Gene Ontology annotation, molecular function: protein kinase regulator activity; AMP binding; protein kinase binding. Gene Ontology annotation, biological process: protein phosphorylation; regulation of catalytic activity.
AUGAUGUCGCCUACAUCCUCCUGGUUGGAAUUCGAAAAACUUUCAACUCCGGAUUCUUGUCUGCCUGAUCGUGAUCUGCUUGCCCGUCUUCUUAUGUCAAAUUCAUGUUACGAAGCAAUGCCUGUAUCCGGUCGCUUAACUAUUUUCGACCAAAAACUUCUAAUGUGGGACGCUUUCAUGCUUCUCGUGAAUAGUGAAUCUCGUCAUGUUCUUCUCAGCGACUCAGAGCAUGACAGCGCUAUUACUGGAAUACUGUCUGUGACCGACUUCAUUCGAGUAAUUAUCAAAAUGUUUCGCGAAAAGGACUCUGCUAUGGAUAUAAAGAUCAAUGACCUCGGUGUAAUGACAAUAAAACAGUUUCGAGAACUUGUGCACAAGGCGGGAAAAUUACGGAAGCUAGUGUCGAUUAGUGUUGAAAAUAGUCUGCUGGAUGCUGUACGCAUAUUAUCAGCCUAUCGUGUUCAUAGUCUUCCCGUACUUGAUCCGUUAGCAGGGAAUCCAGUCGCUGUUCUUACUCAUAAACGCAUAUUAAAGUUUAUAUGGGCUUUUGGUCGGAAACUUUUCCAUCCGGACCAUUUUGCUAUGUCGCCCAGAGAGCUCCAUAUCGGCACAUGGUGUGGUGUUCGCGUUGUUUACCCUGAUACGCUACUUAUCGACUGCCUCGAGAUAUUGCUAAAUCUAGGGGUAUCUGGUGUGCCUGUAGUAGAUCGCAACACUCACAAAGUUUUGGAUGUAUAUUCCCGGUUUGAUGCAAUUGGAGUCGCUUUGCACAAUGAAGGCCUCAUGUUGCUCAAUGCAUCCGUAAAGGAAGCACUUAAAUUCAAACAUAUCUGUCAGAGUCGAUGCGAGCGAGUAGUCUCUGUUCGAGAAAAUGAGACCUUCUACUCAGUGAUCUCUACUCUGGUCCAUCACAAAGUUCAUCGAGUAUGUGUUGUCGAUGAAAACCAUGUGUUACAGGGAAUCAUAUCACUUUCGGACGUGCUGAAAGCUCUCGUUUUGGAGCCUGCAAAGUAUAUGAAUCCUCGUUCAGCUGCUCCUAGACGCGUAUCCCAGGAAUCUUUCGACUUGUCCAACAUGGAAUUAUAUAUACGCUCGCUAAAUGAAGCAGAGGAAGCGCAUGAAGUGCCUGCAAAAACAACUUGA